GAGAUGGAACUAAUAUGUUGGAUAACUCUGUUUGUAUGUGAGACCUUUCUCACCUACGCACAGUUCAAUGGCUACAACUGUGACGCAAACCUCCACAGCAGGUUCCCAGCGGAGCGAGACAUCAGUGUCAGCUGCGGGGUGCAGUCCAUCGCCCUGAAGAUCAACUUCUGCCCUGUGCUCUUCUCUGGGUACGUGGACACUGACCUGGCCCUCAACGGUCGCCACGGCGACGCCCAGUGCCGGGGUGUUGUCAACAACAGCACCUUCCCCUCCGUGGUCCUCUUCACCAUCAGCCUGAACACACUGGAGGUCUGCGGCACUGCCCUAAUGGUCUCCACAGCGCAGGGGGCCAACGCUUUCGGAAGCCUCUCGCUGGUGCAGAUUGGAAAUAUAUCAGGAUACGUCGACACUCCAGACCCCCCGGCCACCAUCAGCUACCUGCCGGGUCUGCUGUAUAAAUUUAGCUGCAGCUACCCGCUUGAGUACCUAGUGAACAACACUCAGCUCUCACCAUCAUCUGCAGCAAUAUCUGUGAAAGACAGCAACGGCACUUUCAUAAGCACUUUGAAUCUGCUCCUUUACAAUGACUCCAGCUAUGUCCAACAGCUGUCAGUCCCAGUGGCUGGACUGACAUUAAAGACGCGAGUGUUUGCAGCAGUGAAGGCCACCAACCUGGACAGAAGAUGGAGCAUCCUGAUGGACUACUGUUACACCACUCCUUCUGGGAACCCCAGCGAUGAACUGCGCUAUGACUUGUUCUCUGGGUGUUACAAAGACCCACAGACGACCGUCUUCGAAAAUGCAAAGAGCCAAAUGGGCCGGUUCUCCUUCGAGGUGUUCCGCUUCGUCAAACACAAGAACCAGAAGAUGAGCACGGUGUUCCUGCACUGUGUCACCAAGCUCUGCCGUGCAGACGACUGCUCUCUGCUCAUGCCGAUUUGUGGCAGUCGGAAGAAACGGGAUGUUUCAGAGGCCAACAGUGACCCAGAUCUUGCCUCAGGAAAUGCAGUCAUAACGGCCGGCCCCAUCAUCACCAGGAAUGAUGGAGCCCCAACCAACAGUGCACAGCCGGCUCCAUUAAACAGCCACGUCCUCCAUAUGGACUGGGUGAGCAGCGCCCUGAUCGCAGGCCUGGUGAUCCUGGGAGUGAUGGCAUUCUGCUUAUUUACCUUCUCCUUCACCCUGCUCAAGCUGCAGACACUCGGCUCAGGAGCCCUGAAGGAGGGCAGGAAGCCAGACUUUCAGUGUUACGGGGGUCAGCAAUCCCUCAGAGUGAGCUCCAUCGCCUCAUUUCUGGGGUUCAUUCGCUCCUCCAGUUCCUGUUGCCGUAACCACAUUCGGAUUCCGAUGGCCAGGUGUGAGACGGAGGCGCGCCUCUCUGCCGCGAUGCGUUUGAAAUCGGCGCUGGAGACCUGCAAGUCUUCUUUGGCAUGCUCACCAACAUCCUCCUCAGCCUCAACAGUGCCUCUGUCUGCACCGGAGCGAGAGAUUCAGGGGCCUCAGACAGAGACAGACAGCAACGUGGGCGUCUGUCUGCUGCUCUGA
Megalops cyprinoides (Indo-Pacific tarpon) is the source of this 1545-nucleotide messenger RNA. Its product is annotated as zona pellucida-like domain-containing protein 1. NCBI's taxonomy places the organism in Eukaryota, Metazoa, Chordata, Actinopteri, Elopiformes, Megalopidae. Bases 4 to 1545 code for a protein of 513 amino acids. The record is from RefSeq and is a predicted model, not a curated record. Gene Ontology annotation, cellular component: cell surface. The transcript is spliced from 13 exons.